Molecule: messenger RNA, 5802 nt
Organism: Diaporthe amygdali
Lineage: Eukaryota; Fungi; Ascomycota; Sordariomycetes; Diaporthales; Diaporthaceae
Exons: 3
Coding region: 1-5802 (1933 amino acids)
Biological process (GO): secondary metabolite biosynthetic process; amino acid activation for nonribosomal peptide biosynthetic process
Cellular component (GO): cytoplasm
Molecular function (GO): catalytic activity; phosphopantetheine binding
Source: RefSeq, a predicted model, not a curated record
AUGCCAACUCAAUUAGACAGUCUCGACCACGAGGCGAGCGGUAUUUAUUGGAAUGCGCAGCUCCGUGGUGCCAAGCAUGCCAGCUUCCCACCUCCGAAGCCCGCCCCCGUCAUUCGAUCGCUAGCGAAAAGCAUCGCCCUCCCACCGUCGGCCUCGUCGUCGUCGGUCAACAAGGUCAUCAUACUACGGGCGGCGUGGGCGAUCGUACUUGGGCGGUAUUGUGACACAGACGACAUCUGCUUUGGUGCCUCCGUGUCAAGCCCGGAGGGCACCAUUUCCGACGGUCCGCUGGUUGUCCCGGUCCGGCUGUACCUCGACCCCAAGCAGACGGUCGCGGAUUUCCUGUGCAAUGUGCAGGCGCACGCGUCAGGCAUGAUUCCUCACGAGCAGCAGUUCGGGCUGCAGAAUAUGACGGAACUCCUUGGCGAGGAUGCGCAGGCGGCAUGCAACUUCUCAAGCCUGCUGGUUGUCCGCGCGGCGGAUCCCAUCAUGGCCUACCCUGCCGCGAUGGCAGGCUACUCGCUGGUUGUGCACGCGCUCUUGCAUGACAUGGAUGCCGUCGAGCUCUCCGUCACCUACGACUCAGGCUUGCUGGCGGAUGCCCAAGUCACCGCGCUGUCCCACCACUUUGAUCGCGUUCUUCAGCAGCUGCUCUCGCUGGGCGAGACCGGCACGCUGCUCCGCGAUGUGUCCCUGGCGGGCGAAUGGGACCUGCAACGGGCGAUAGCCACCAACGCUGAUACUCCCGAGGCUGUUAAUACCUGUCUGCAUUAUAUAGUUGAGAGGCAGGCGCGACAGCGGCCAGACGCGCCGGCCAUUUGUGCGUGGGACGGGAAGCUCACAUACGGCGAACUCAACACCGCAGCGGAGCGUUUAGCUCGCCGUCUUGCCGGUGAAGUGUCAGCUGAAGUCCUGGUACAUACCAAAGCAAAGCUGGCGUUGACGUCGACUGCAAAUGUGGAUAUAUGCAAGAGCCUGGGGCUGGCCGUCAUCGAGGUCAACGCGGCCUUGGAUAAAGCCUUGGCCAAUGAUGAAGGCAGGGCAGACUUGCCAUCGCAGCUGCCGACAGCAUGCGAGGUGACCUCUCGAAACGCAGCGUAUGUUCUAUUCACAUCUGGUAGUACCGGAACCCCUAAGGGGCUGGUAAUAGAGCACGGGUCAUUUGCCUCCUACGUCUUCGAUUCAUGUAUCGGAGAAAUCAUUUCUACUCUACUGUUCGGCGGAUGUGUGUGCGUGCCCUCGGAUGAAAUGCGGUGGACCGGCAUUCCCGACUUCAUUCGCGAUACACAAGCAAACUCAGCAUUACUCACGCCGUCCUUCAUUCGUACCAUAAAGCCGACAGAUGUUCCCAGUCUAAGACUGUUGAUCACAGCAUCAGAAUCACCUGGUCAAGAUAUGUUGAACACUUGGCUUGGCCACGUACGCCUAUUCAAUGCCUGGGGCCCGGCGGAAAUAUGCUGCAUUGCCACGCUGCAUGAGUGGAAGUCGGCCAACGAAUCGCCAAUGACUGUGGGAAGGCCGAUGAACGGAUCCUGCAGUUGGAUUGUCGACCCAGAAAAUCAUAACCGCUUGACGCCGAUCGGCUGCGUAGGCGAGCUCGUCGUUCAAGGCCCAACAAUCCUGCGCGAGUAUCUAUCGAACCGAAGGAAGACAGAGGAGUCUAUCAUAACGCCAGUGCCGGCUUGGAUGCCGCGUCGAAUUCCAGAGACAGAAUGGGAUCGGUUCUUCAAAACGGGCGAUUUAGGAUUUUACAACCCAGAUGGAACUAUAGAGUUUGUCGGCCGGAAAGACACGCAGGUGAAAAUCCGGGGCCAACGUGUUGAGCUAGAAGAAGUGGAAUUCAAUAUACGGACUAAGUUAGAGCCUGAGGGGAUCAAGCAGGUGGCUGUGGAUGUCUUACGGACAGAGGCUGGAACGAAUCUUGUAGCCUACCUCUGCUUCAGCUGGGACACCAAGCGAGCGAGCAGGGAUGGGCGAGACAGUAUGGACGACCUUUUCCUACCAAUGACAGAGGAGGUGGAAAGACUGGUACUGGAUUUAACAAAAGCGCUAAGGGUGAAGCUGCCCAGCUAUAUGGUGCCGAAUAUGUAUGUGCCAUGUCGGUAUAUGCCCUAUUCGACGAAGCUGGACAGAAAAACGCUACGGGGAAGGACAGCGGCACUGGACAGAGACAGUAUGGCCAGAUACUCGCUUGUGGACUCCGAAAAGCAAGCACCGAAAACAGCGUCAGAAACCCAGAUGCAACAGCUGUGGGCUUCGGUCCUCAAGGUACCGGCAGAAUCAAUCGGUAGGAACGAUAAUUUCCUACAGAUCGGCGGAGACUCGAUCAGCGCCAUCCGUCUGGUAUCACUGGCCCGAAGCUGCCACGGUAUUGACUUGACGAUGACGUCUAUCUUCGAGGAUGCUCGGCUGUGGCGCUUGGCCGCCACAGUAGGCUCGGCUGCUGCCAUCAGUGCGCCGCCGCCGCCAUUCAGCCUGCUACCAGAUGGCCGCGCCGCCGAUUUUCUGGACCAGGCGUCGAGGCAUUGCGGCCUGUCUGAGAACCAGGCUAUCGAGGAUGCCUACCCAUGCACGCCACUCCAGGAAGGUCUCAUGGCGCUCGCCGUCAAGCAGCCCGGCUCGUACUUGACCACGUGGGUGUAUAAAUUGUCCCCACAUGUGAACGUCACACGAUUCAAAGAUGCCUGGGAGCGGACCGUAGCUCUCUGUGAUGGCCUACGGACGCGAAUCAUCCUGGCAGAUGGUGGCUCAUUCCAGAUUGUUCUCAAAGAUGACGUGGCAUGGGAGGCAUGGGAGUCACCGGAAGGCGGGGGAAUCGACUCCGUCGUGGACCUCGCCGUCGGGGAAACCCACAAGACGGAGAUGUCAACGGGUUCGCGACUCUGGCGGUAUGCGCUGACGGAGGGAGCCGACGGUCAGAGGUACUUCAUCUUGAUCGGACACCAUGCCGUGUUUGACGGCUGGAGUGUCGGUCUUAUUAUGCAACAGCUGAAGUGCUUGUACCAAGAUGCCACGGCCCCCACGUUGGAGCCAUUCUCGCGCUUCAUGCAAUACGUCGGGGGUCUUGACCGCGAGGCGAGCGAGAGGUACUGGACGGCGCAGCUCCAUGAGGCCAGUAAGGCGGCCUUUCCGUCUCGCAAGCCUGGUGUGCCCAACACUACCGGGAGCUCUGUGCUCCGAACUGUGACGAAUCUCAUUGCCCUCCCCCCGUCCGCGACAUCGGUUACUAAGGCUACAGUCUUGAGGGCGGCCUGGGCAAUUGUACUUGCGCGGUACUGUGAUACGGACGAUAUAUGCUUCGGAGCUUCGAUCUCGGGUCGCCAAGCGCCUGUCCCGGGCCUGGACAGCGUGUCUGGCCCGCUGGUGGCCACCGUCCCAGUCCGGUUCCGCCUCGACUCUAAGCAAAAGGUGGCCGACUUCUUACUCCGGGUGCAAGCGCAUGCGUCCGGCAUGACUCCACAUGAACAAUUCGGACUGCAAAAUAUGACUAGGCUCAGCGAGAAUGCGCGAGAGGCGUGCGACUUCGCCAACGUGCUGGUCAUUCACCCGGCCGAGAUCCUCGAUGGGUUCCACACGGUGGAUUCCAUCAUGAGCCCCGUAGCGAGGACGGGUAUGUCGUCCGCGUACGAGUACUUUGGCUACCCGCUGGUUGUGCACGCGUUCUUGCGCGAGAAAGACGUCGAAUUCGCCGCCACGUACGAUACGGCAUGGAUGGUAGAGGCGCAGGUCACGGCGCUGUACCACCACGUUGAUCACGUCGUCCAGCAGCUGCUCGCGCCCGGGGAGACGCUGCUGCGUGACGUUUCCCUGGCCGGCCCAUGGGACCUACAGCUGGCCACGGCCUGGAAUCAGGAGGGACCUGAGGCUAUCGACGACUGCGUUCAUUACAUGAUUACGAAACAAGUGCGAAAACAACCCGAGGCGCCCGCUAUCUGCGCGUGGGACGGUGAACUCACAUAUGACAAGUUGGACGCUGCGGCAAAUCGCUUGGCACGCUACCUUAUCAAGGAGCAAGGUGUGGUGAUAGAAGACCUGGUGCAUGUGUGUUUUGAGAAGUCACUCUGGUUCUAUGUCGCAAUUCUAGCUAUCAAUAAGGCUGGCGGUGUCUGGGUGCCACUAGACCCAUCACAUCCGAUCCAAAGGCAACAAGAGAUAAUACGACAGACCGGGGCUAGGCUUACUCUCACAUCAGCGACAAAUGCUGAGAGGUGUGUAGGGCCAGCGGUUGUCAAGGUGACAGCAGCCCUAGAUAAGACCUUGGCCGACGAUGAAGCAAGGACUGGGUCGCAUAUUCAACUGCCGCCUGUGACGGCACAGAAUGCCGCCUACGUGCUGUUUACGUCUGGCAGCACAGGGACGCCUAAAGGACUAGUCAUGGAACACGGAUCGGUGUGCACUAGCAUGGUCGCUAUUGCAGCCAGGCUAGGCCUGACACCAGACGUGCGCAUGUUACAGUUCGCAUCUUACGCCUUUGACGUAUUCGUGUUUGAAUCAAUAUGUCUACUCAUCUCUGGAGCCUGCAUCUGUGUGCCGUCUGAAACGGCCCGCCUAACAAAUCUGGAGGAGUUUAUCAACACAAGGGCAGUUACCUGGGCCGACUUAACACCCACGUUUGCUAGAACGAUCGACUCGAACAAAGUUCAAAACUUACAAGCCCUAGUGGUCGGAGGCGAAGCGGCAGGUCAGGAUACCAUAAGGAAAUGGGUUGGCAACAAAACGCGGUUGAUAAAUGCCUGGGGCCCGGCAGAGACGUGUGUCAUCAGCGCCUGUCAUGAGUACAAAUCCGUGAACGACUCGCCGCAAACUAUAGGACGGCCUUUGGGCGGAUCCUGCUGGAUCGUCGAGCCGGGAGACCAUGAGCGUCUCACGCCGAUUGGGUGUGUGGGAGAAAUAGUGGUCCAGAGCCCAACCGUCUUGCGCGAGUAUUUAGCAGAUCGAAAGAAAACAGAGGCAGCUAUAAAAGCAGUACCGGCAUGGAUGCCGCGACGCACAGAAGCAAAAUAUGGCCGUAUCUACAAGACUGGAGACCUGGCAUUCUACAACCCAGACGGGACGAUAGAGUUCGUCGGCCGAAAGGAUUUACAGGUAAAGAUCCGGGGUCAACGAGUGGAAUUAGGAGAGGUAGAACAUAACAUCCAAACGGCACUGGAUGGGAUUGAGCAAGUAGCUGUGGACGUUUCACGGACAGAGGCUGGAGGAGUGAGUCUUGUUGCUUACCUCUGCUUCAACCGAGAGACCAGCCUAGCGGGCAAAAAAAGGAGGCAUGCUGCGAUGCAUGGCAACGGCUUGAAUGAAACCAAUACAGUCAACGGAGUCAACGGAGUCAACGGCACAGACAACCUAUUUCUACCCCUAACAGACCAGAUGGAAAAGCAAGUGCGGGACCUGGUCAGAGCGUUGAGAGGGAAGCUGCCUGGCUAUAUGGUACCAACGAUAUUCAUCCCGUGCCGGUAUAUGCCAUUCAUCACAACAACAAAGCUAGACCGGAAGAAACUGAAGCAAAAGACGGCAGAGCUGGAUAGAGAGAGCAUAGCGAGGUAUUCGCUAGUGGAGUGUGAGAAGAAACAACCACCCGAGACAGCGGAAGAAAUGCAGAUGCAGCAGCUAUGGGCGUCGGUCCUCAAGGUGCCGGCAGAGACGAUAGGCCGGGAUGACAGCUUUUUACAGGUUGGGGGGGACUCAAUUACUGCGAUUCGCCUCGUGAUGCUGGCACGCCGUCAGGGUAUUACUUUAACGGUACCGUCUAUCUUCCAGGACGCUCGGCUAUCGCGCCUGGCCUCAAUGAGUAUGACAGUGCAGUGA